AUGAGCUUUGAUGAUGACUUAAUCUUUGAUGCUUAGAAUGAUGAUUAAUUUUUCUUUGUUUAGGAAGAAUAGUUUUAGAAUGACUUUUUAGAUUAAAAGAUAUAAUAUUAGUUUGAAUGUGAUUAACUAGGAGAUAUGAAGUAAAUAAGAGGAAAUACUUUUUAGUUGCUAAGAAGAUGUAAAUAAUUUUUAAGAAAAUUUGGAAGUGAAUUAGAUAUUGUCAUCUACUAAUAAUUUAGUUAUAGAAAAUGAAUCACGUUUGAUGAACAAUAGUCAGUUUUUCAAUAAUUAAUAAAAAGUAGAUGAUUUUGCAAUUAAAUCAAGAAGUAGAAGUAGAGAGAUAGAGAAAAAUGUAAUAAAUUAGUUAGAAUAGAAUUUAGAGUGGAAAAAUGAAAAAAUGGUCUUAAGAAGAAAAUGAUUUACUAGCAAAUUUGUAUUAAUAAUUUAAUGGAGAUUGGAAUAGAAUAGUUGAAAAAAUGAAUGGAAGAACUUUGACUUAAUGUAAAUAGUUUUGGUAAAGAAAACACAAACCUGAAAUAUCAUAAAAAAGUAAAUGGACACCUUAAGAAGAUUAAAUAAUAAGGGAUAAUGUUAAUAAAGAAGAAAAUAAUUGGGCAAUUAUAGCUAAUAGUAUAUUAUAUAUCAUAUAUUGAAAGUCUUAAAAAAUAAGAGUGGAAAAUAAAUAAGGGAAAGAUAUAUAAAUAAGUUAAGAGCAGGUAUUAUUGAUAUUAAGAAAUAACCAUGGUCUUAUUAAGAAGAUCAAAAAUUAUUGUAGUUUUAUAAUUAAUUUGGAUCUAAAUGGUCUUAAAUAGCUCAAAAUUUUAAUGGAAGAUCUGUAAAUAUUUUUAUAACUUAAUAAAGGAUUUGUAGAUCAAAAACAGAACUCAUAAAUUAUUAAAAAGUUAUAGCAAUUCACAAUUCUAAAAUGAAUAGCCUAAAUUAUAAGUAGAUAAUUUAGAUGACUAUUUAGAACUAGAUAAAACUUGUGAAAAAUCUCAAAAUAAACUUAAGUUUGAAUUUCCUUAUUAUAAUUCUAAUUCAGUUUCUUCUCAAUUAAUUCACUGA
Molecule: messenger RNA, 1065 nt
Organism: Paramecium sonneborni
Lineage: Eukaryota; Ciliophora; Oligohymenophorea; Peniculida; Parameciidae
Source: the annotation of a GenBank genome assembly